Messenger RNA from Aureobasidium subglaciale EXF-2481, 808 nucleotides. RefSeq lists its product as uncharacterized. The transcript has 2 exons. The record is from RefSeq and is a predicted model, not a curated record. The coding region runs from base 161 to 808 and encodes 215 amino acids. NCBI's taxonomy places the organism in Eukaryota, Fungi, Ascomycota, Dothideomycetes, Dothideales, Saccotheciaceae.
UGAUGUCGCGUCGCUCACAAUAAACGCGUCUUGCUCUUUAGUCUCAGAGGGGUAUGUGUAAGAGCUAGACUAUCAAUUUAACUGCUUUAAAAGCCAUCUUGCCCUGGUAGGUUCUAUUUGGCAACUCGCACAUCUUCCACAGUCCCAUCAUCAUCACACAAUGGUCGUCCAGCUCUCCUACCGCAAAUCUCUCCGCUGGGUCCCUGGCGAGCCCUCAGAACCAACCUCAACCCUCGUCCUCGACGUCGGCGACUUCUUUGUCGAUCUCAGAAUCUCAAACUCAGAUGGCGGUAUCGAUUGGGCAAUGGCCGGUAAACGCAAAGUACUCUCACAAUCACCAUUGAGAUGCCAAUGGAGCAAAGAAAUCUGCUCUCAAAACACCGAACCCCACGACGAUAUCGGAGAAUUCGAAGACCUGCCAAACGGUGACGCAUUAGAAAAAGGCUCAAUGCCUAAUCCUGAUAACAAUGAUGAAGUUCAGGCUUAUGAGGAGAUUUGGGGUAAUCUUGAUGUUCCUGCUUCUGGAGAGCCAGCGUGGAUUUUGAGGAGUAAAGAUGAGAAUGGGAUUACGUUUAUGGGAAAAGUGGGGCAUUGGUUCCAGGUGUUGAGGAAGAGGGAGGGUGGAUUUGAUGUUUUGAGGGAGGAGAAAGUGGAGGGGAAGUGGAUAAGGAGGUAUCAGGUUGGCGAGAGACUGCCUUCGAUUUCGGAGUUGGGAGAAGAAGCUCUCAGUUCUGAGGGCUGGAAGCAAGAUACUGAUGUCAAGGUCGGGGGAGUGACAUAUAAUGUCUAUGCUCUGGAGAAGGCAUAA